This is a messenger RNA of Amoebophrya sp. A25, 825 nucleotides long. The record is from the annotation of a GenBank genome assembly. NCBI's taxonomy places the organism in Eukaryota, Dinophyceae, Syndiniales, Amoebophryaceae.
AUUUUUUUGAAUAUGGUCGUUGGAUGAUUUUUUCAAAGGCCCGAGAUUCAUCGCUCGCUUCGCUUAUCUUGUACUCAAACUCAUAUGGUUCAAGCGAAGAUCGAAUUUGUAGCGCAAAAACAGACGAGCAAUUACUGGAGGCACGGAAACGCGACGAAAUCGAGCGGGAAGAAAGAAGGUACACUUUUGAAACCCCGUUCAUCGCUGCGACAACCUUCACUGGAGAAAAGCCAGGAUACUGCUUCAAACUCGGGGUCAAGGGCCUUGGAUACUACGAAGACAUAGGUUUGGAAAUGAAGAAGAAAAGAACUGCAGCAAGUGCAGCAUCCACGUCUGUGCCCGAUAGCGCGAGAACCGCGAAUGGAAACGGCCGUGCUUGUGCUUCAUCUGAAGACAGAAAGCGGUAGAAGAUGGUCGGACCCUGCACUUCCGCGACAGCUUCGCCUGGCUUUUCCUGUGGCUUUGAAUUUGGGAAUGGAAGCGAGGACGCGUCAUGCUCUACUUCUUCACAAUCAUGACCAAUAUUGCCACAUACACAUAUGAUGUGUCGCCCACACAGAGUCUAGCUUUCGUCUAGUUGUACAGAGUGAUAGACUGCUAGGGACACGAAUCAAAAAUGAAUGAAUAGAUACUAUGUUCUAACGUCCUCUCGUAAAAGCAGAACAACGUUGACCAUGAUGAGUAUUGAAGACUGGAUUUGAAACGUUUGCCCAUCACGAAAAAAUUCAAUCGAAUAAUUGAGAUCAUAGUACCCGCCCACAUAGACCCCAGAAACGAGACGCGGUGUCUCCAAACACCGCCCAUGAGCCCUGUAGUUCACAAAAG